Molecule: messenger RNA, 3203 nt
Organism: Prunus avium (sweet cherry)
Lineage: Eukaryota; Viridiplantae; Streptophyta; Magnoliopsida; Rosales; Rosaceae
Source: RefSeq, a predicted model, not a curated record
GUAGGCAGAGAGAGGGAGAGGAGAGAGAGAGAGAGAGGAGAGAGCGAAGAGGUCUGAGAGUGAGAAGAGGAGGAGCAGAAAAUAGAUAGCAAAACUGGAGAAAUACUCCACAAUUUUUCACAAAAAACCACCUGAUUUCGUCAACAUUUACGAAUUGGCCCCAAACUUUUCCCGCUUUCGCUCUCAAAUUGAUCUAAAUGAGCCGUUUAGGGUUUAAGUCCGUGGUCUUCCACGGCGACCUGUGUUUGGGAGAACUGGAUGCUAUUCCGGUGAAGGACCAGAAGUUCCAGUUCCCAAACAAUGAGAUUCGAAUCCACCGCAUAUCGCAACAAAGUGAACGAUGCCCUCCUCUCUCAAUUCUCCAAACGAUUUCGUCAUUUUCGGUUCGAUGCAAGCUCGAAUCGACCUCCCCUGUUGAACAGCCCCAUUUGAUCAAUCUUCACGCCUGCUGCUUCUACGAGUUCAAGACUGCGGUUGUAGUGGUUGGUGGUGAAGAGAUUCACUUGGUGGCAAUGCCGAGUAAACAGAAGAAGUUUCCCUGCUUUUGGUGCUAUGCGGUUCCUGUAGGUCUGUACAGUGCUUCACUACGAAUGCUGAAUCUAAGGUGUCUCUCAAUUGUGUUUGAUCUCGACGAGACGCUGAUUGUUGCCAACACCAUGAAGUCUUUUGAUGAUAGAAUUGAGGCUUUACGAAGCUGGAUUGCACGCGAGAGUGAAAUGGUGAGAAUAGCCGGAAUGUCUGCUGAAAUGAAGCGGUACAUGGACGAUCGGUGGCUGUUGAAGCAGUACAUAGAUAAUGACUGUGUGGUGGAUAAUGGAAAGGUGUACAAGGUUCAACAGGAAGAUUUUCCUCCGCUGUCUGAUAACCACGAGAAAAUUGUUCGGCCUAUCAUUAGAUUGCCAGAGAAGAACAUUGUGCUCACUCGCAUCAAUCCUGAGAUUCGUGAUACCAGCGUGCUUGUGAGGUUACGACCUGCAUGGGAAGAUUUGAGAAGUUAUUUAACUGCAAAAGGACGCAAGCGGUUUGAAGUUUAUGUCUGUACCAUGGCUGAAAGGGAUUAUGCCUUAGAAAUGUGGAGGCUUCUUGAUCCAGAGUCACACCUAAUAGGUUCAAAGCAACUUCUGGACCGUGUUGUUUGUGUCAAAACAGGCUCCAGGAAAUCUUUACUCAAUGUCUUUCAACAUGGAGUGUGCCAUCCAAAGAUGGCAAUGGUAAUUGAUGACCGUUCAAAGGUUUGGGAAGAUAAGGAUCAACCUCGAGUUCAUGUAGUUCCAGCAUUCACUCCUUAUUAUGCUCCUCAAGCAGAGACUGCAAGUCCCGUUCCCGUCCUCUGUGUUGCAAGAAAUGUUGCAUGCAAUGUCAGAGGUUGUUUUUUCAAAGAGUUUGAUGAGAUUUUACUGCGAAGAAUUUCUGAAGUUUUUUAUGAAGAUGAGGUGGUAAAUUUACCUCCUGCUCCUGAUGUGAGCAAUUACUUGAUGUCUGAGGAUGCUGGUUUGGCAACCAAUGGAAAUCUUAAUGCUCCUGUUAGUGAAGGAAUGAAUGGCGGUGAAGUUGCAAGGAGAAUAAACCAAUCUGAUGACAAGUUUGGUGCAGACUCAGUGGCUCAUUCUCUGAAAAAUCAGGCUGAGGUAAGAUCGGACAACUCUCAGGCACCUGUUGCAAUUCUUCCCAAUGUCGUUGGUGCAGCAUCUUCGAGGCCGGUCAUGCCUUCUCAGAAACCUGGUUUGCUUGGACCUCCUGUUAGAAGAGACAGCUUUUCUGAUCGUGACUAUGAAAUGAAGAGAGGACUCCUUGGUACAAAUCCUGGUCUAGAUAUGAGAAAUCAAACCUCUGCUGAACUCCCGCAUCUAUCCAGGGUACCUGCACAAAUGCCAGCAACCUCAAUACAUGCACAAGGGGGAUGGUUGGUGGAUGACGACAACAAUAGGGGACCUCCGAGUAAUCGACCUUCUGGGUUUGUUCAACCGCCUGACAUCAUAAAAUCUGAAAAGCUAGUUCACCAGAAUCCUUUUAGUCCUGCUACACCAGGUUCUACUCCCAGUGGUUUGCUCUCACAAAAAUCUGAUGUGAAAAGGGAAGAGGUAUUCUCUGGGCAAGAUUUACAAAAACAAAAUCUUCCUCCUCCAAGUCAGCUAUCAGAGGCCGGUGCAUCCCAGAAUCAGGCAUCUUCUUUUAAUAGAGAAUCUCAAUUAGAAUCUGCAAAAGUGAACCUCCUGCCAUCCCCUUUAUCUAUUGGAGUGCUGCAGGAAAUUGGACGAAGAUGCAGCUCAAAGGUAGGAUUAGCUUGAGAACUAUCUUGUAUCAAUACUGGACUCUAACAUGCUCAUUGUUAACCUUUGUUUCUGAAGGUUCUCUUCACUGGAGAGAAGAUUGGUUUUGGAAUGGGUAGGACGAGGAAGGACGCUCAACAACAGGCUGCUGAGAAUGCUCUUCACAGCUUGGCUGAUAAAUAUGUAGCGUAUCUCGCACCUCGUUCUGGAGCUGUGGACAGAGAUAUUGAUAAAGUCUCAGUCGGGAAUGAAAAUGGAUUUGUAUUGGACAUCGUCGGUCCUGAAUUGACUGAGCUGCUAAGGGAAGAUGGAAUGCCUAAAGAAAGCACUUCUGAGGCUACUGAAGUUGAACCUGAAAGUACUUCUAUUACAGUGAGUCAGCAAGUUCAAAAGCGUGCAAGUUUGCCAAGAUUGCUACAGUCUCUUCCAAAUAAACGAUUAAAGGGAGAAAUAUUGCAUGGCUCACAAAGUUUAUCAUCUUCACGGCCGCAGAAGAAUGUACCUUCAGACAAACCUUGACACUAAAGUUGUAUUAAUGAAGGCUUCCGCUAGUGCAUUCUUCCCCCUCCUUUGAGAAAUGAAACGAUGGUCUCGGCGAGGUCCAGUGGCUCCAUCUCUCCCCGGCAUCCAGAUUUUGUAACUAGUCAGUAGUUUUGGGAAACCACGGGAACGAAAAAGGAAAAGGAGAUGGGUUGGCUUUUACGGCAAUGGAUAUUACCAAGGUGAAUAUGUGUAAUUUUGUUGGUGGAAAGGUGGGCUAUUUUUUUGUCAUCUUGCCCCAUUUUUUCUCGCUUGCAUAAUGGAAAGCUGAGGUUGGAGAUGUUUAUAUCUCUGAUUCAUCAGGUCAUCUUGGCUUUCACCUGAAUAUAGUUACAUGCUUUUUAACCCUUUGAAACUUUAGCGUAAAUUAGAAUGAAUACAAGGGUUUCUGCA